Molecule: messenger RNA, 4841 nt
Organism: Phlebotomus argentipes
Lineage: Eukaryota; Metazoa; Arthropoda; Insecta; Diptera; Psychodidae
Product: neuronal calcium sensor 2
Exons: 5
Coding region: 918-1478 (186 amino acids)
Molecular function (GO): calcium ion binding
Source: RefSeq, a predicted model, not a curated record
UUUCUGUUGAUACGGAACUUCUGUAUGCUCAUAGAGUGAGUGUUGCGACUGGAGAGACUCUCACAAUUGUAUAUUGGCUUAGAGAUCAUCCCAAUUGAUGGAUAAAUCCACUGGAAAAUGUGUGUGUUGCGUGCAUAAUUGAAACCUAAUUGAGCGGUUGUGGAAGUUCACCGAAAAGUAAAAUAGAAAUUGCACACAGUCAACCCAAAAGCUUCGAGCUUUUUGCUAAUAUUCUUAUCAUGUUACUCACCAAUUCGGUGUAUGAAAUGGAGAUUAUAUGCCGUGGAGCGUGCAAUUGAGUGGAAAUUUCACAUCUCAGUUGGUGGUUUUCCACAUUUUCGAUAAGCCAGCAGAGCAGCAAAACAGGUUGUUGAGGAACAUCAAUUGCGCUUCGGGAAAAUUCACUCACAUAUAAUAUUUCGGUGUAAUUUCUGUGCGUGUUGGUGCUAUUAAAUUUUCAAAUAAACAAGAAUAUAAGGAGGAAAAUAACACCAUAUACACUUUUAUCAUAGAAGUGGAAAAUAUUUCCAGUGUCGUGUGUGUUAAACAUUUCUCCUCACAAUUGGUGAAAGAGACAGUGUGAGAGGGAAGGAAAAGUUACCCUCAAUUGCUUAACAAUUGUUUGAAGGCGGCAGCAAGAUUAAAUUUCUCGUGUGACGUGGAUAAGAAGAAAAUUGCAUAGAGAUAAAGAGAGUGUAAGGACUCUAUCUUGUGUGAAUGUUCAACAGUGUGAGGGGUGUUCGCGAAAUCAGCGUGUGAAGGGUAGCAACACAAUGAUUUUAUAGAGAGAGAGAGAGAGCUUGUGAGGAGAAAUUCGUAGACAAAAAGGAAAGGUUCAACUCGCAGUUGAAAACAGGGAGAGGAAGCGUAGAAUUUGACACAAACAAGAAGAAAGAGGCGGAAAAAGCAGAGCCAAAAUGGGUUGCUUGGGCAGCAAAGAUCGUCUCACGAAAGAAGAUAUGGAGUUCCUUAAAUCACACACGCGAUACGAUGAGGCCACCAUUAAGGAAUGGUACAAGGGUUUUAAGCAAGACUGUCCGAAUGGUCGACUAACUCCAGCCAAAUUCGUCGACAUGUACAAAAUGUUCUUCCCAUCUGGGAAUGCUGAAGAAUUUUGUGAUCAUGUUUUCCGGACGUUUGAUAUGGAUAAAAAUGGUUAUAUUGAUUUUAAGGAAUUUCUACUGGCAAUAGACGUUACAUCGAGUGGUACGCCGGAGGAGAAGUUAAAAUGGGCAUUUAGGAUGUACGAUGUGGACGGAAAUGGCGUCAUAGACAUUCAGGAGAUGACGAAAAUUGUACAGGCCAUUUACGACAUGCUCGGCGCUUGUUCGUCAAAUCGCCCCGCCGAUUCGGCUGAGGAGAGAGCCAAGAAUAUAUUUGCAAAGAUGGAUGAGAACAAUGAUGGGCAACUGACGCAGGAUGAGUUUUUGAAAGGUUGCCUCCAGGAUGAGGAAUUAUCAAAAAUGUUGGCGCCUUAAGAAGGCGUUUCAUAGAGACAAACAUGAGUUAUUUAAAAUAACAAUUACAAUUUACAAGAUAUUAAUUGUAACUUAAGUGAAGAUAAAGAAUAGGAGAAGAGACAAGCGUAUUCUACUCUCCAAAUGCAAAAAGUAACUCUGUACAAUUCAUAUAUGAAUUAUUGUUGAUGGACAUUGAGAAUAGCAAUCAUCAGGGUGGAAAAUUCUAUUUAUGAUUUCAUUUAAACUUUAUUAAGAAGUUUCCUUUAAUUAUUUUUCCGCAUCGCCGCUCACUCUCUCAUAUUUAAUUAUUAAUUAAUUCAUUUUUUACUCCUCAUCCUCGUUCAACUCAGUGAGUCAAAUAAGAUUUCCAUCCCGGAGUUUCCGCGAUAAACAUCUAUCCAUCCAUUAGCAUCCUGAGCAGAGGCGUCACAGAGUGCUAAAUCCUCGUUUUUCUCCGUCUAUGUCGCAAUUUACAUUACAUAUGACGAAUUGCAACGUAUUAUUUCCGAGAUUCACGUCUUAAGAUUGUGAAGGGAAGAAAUGCACAGAGACUUUCUCAAUGACAAGGAUAAAUGCCAUGGAUUCAAUAAAUUCCGCCCUCUUUUCGUCUGCCAUCCCGUUCAAGUUGAGAUGAUUAUUGACAAUCCUCCUUGUGUAAUAAACUCCAAGACGACAGAGAACAUUCCAAAUGGCAUGAAUGUGGAUGAGGAAAUUCCUUUUGAUUCCCAAUGUUGUCGAUCAAACUUUUUACAGUCUCACCAGAGAAAAUAUUUCCAUGCUCUUUAUCCCUCUUCUUAUGGCAGAGAUAUUUCUCAGCAAAUAUCUUUCAUACAAAUUCACAUCGAAUACGAGGACUUUUGGGCUCCAAUUAGAACAUUCCGGGUCGUCAAUCGCGACAGAUGGAAUGCGCUUCAAGUGAAAAUUCCACUUGAUGACCUUUUCCUGCUCUGCUUUCUCCUCAUUCUCUCUCUCUCUCUCCAUUUUUCCACCCAACUUCACUGUGUAUUCACCCUCAAUUAAAAAUUAAUGAACUAAUUAUUAGCCGUGAAUUACAGCAUAAAUUAAUUACGAGCAUUUCCUUUGCUUCUUCGGCGCAACAGAUUUUUCCCUCUUCGUUUUUUCUCGAGUGGAGGGAAGAUCUUAAAUAGGCAAAUGCUUCGCAUCUUAGAAAUAUAUGAAUAGUGAAUUUUUUAAAAUGCAACUCUCAAAGACAAUCUCUCUCAAACUUAUGGAGGAAAAAAAGAAACUUGCAAAUUUACUGAUAUAAAUUGUUAAAGGGACAUUUUUAAGAUGGAUUAUAUAAUGAUAAAGUAUGGAUAAUGAAAUAAUUUCGCUCCCUCGCAUCUAAUGGCGAGGGAAAUGCAAUUUUUCUCUGCGAAAUAUUGUACUGUGUCCUUAUCCAUAGCACGGAUGAGGUGCACUAUGGGACAUACUUGGAAGAAAUGACAAAUGCAGUAAUUGUGCACGCUGUACUGGUUUAAUAGGAUAUUUCGUGGCGAAUUAGAUUAUAGUCAUAUAUCAUCGUACUUUCUUCUUUGGACAAAAUCAAGUCACAAGCAACUAGUUGCAAGUGAUUGUCUCACACUUGUUGACUCUGGUGCUCAUGAGUAAAUAUCAUUUCUCCAGUUCUUACACUUCACACAGAAUAAUUCAUUCCUCACCAUAUCUUAAAUGCAUUUCGUAACUUUUAAUUUCAUUUUUCUCUCUUUGAAAAGAAUAUUGAAAACAAUUGAGGGAACAUUGGCUGUUAAGUGGAACAAUUUAAUUUAUGUCACUCGAAUCUCACUGAUCGACCUUCUUGGAGAUCAGUAUAAAGCCAUGAGAGAUAUGUUGGGAUUUACUCCUUUUGCAGAGUGUAUGGGAGAAUGGCAUUUCCGAUCUCCACCCGUGGAAAUGCUCUGCUUAUUAGCAUGCAUUGACAUAAAAUAGAUUGAUCCGCUAAACUGCAGCACAGCCCAUGUAAGGAGAAAAUAUCGCUAGAUAGGCAAUCAACCACGUGAUGACAUUUCUAAUAAGAAUAUUUUAAAUAUUAAUGACAUGAGAAACCUAAAGUAAAUGUAGGCGUUAAGUGGAAAAGAAAUCAUAUUAAAUACUAUAUUAUAUACAUAUUACUAUUAUAGAAAUUGAUGGGCACAAAGCUUAUUUUACUAUUACCACAAAUGAGAAAACCAAAUGGCUUUUACUGAACAUGGCGAGAAACUAUCUUUAAAGUGAACAACUGUACUAUUUUCAUGGUGUAUACUCGUAAGAAAGGCAAAGAAAGGCUACUUCUAUUGCUAAAUAUGAUGACAUUUUUCUACUGGUCUAAUGAAAAACUCUUCUUUCUGAAUGCGCAUUAUUUUCUUCUCUUGAACUAAAAGGAAAACGUCAUGUAAGAAGAUAUCGAAGAUAAAAAGAAAUUCUCUGUAUCAACUAAAUAGAUGUUAUAACAUGAGUGUUUUACUUCAUCAUGUAAUAAAACAAAGUGGCGGAAAGGUUAAUAUUCAAAUAUUCAAUGAAAACCAAAAAUAUUAUCUCUCGAUGUAAUAUUGAAUGUAAUUCAUCAUCAAGCAAACACGUAUUUUCAUCUCAAUAUUGUCAGCAAAGUUUUAUUCCCCCUCCAAUUUCAUCGUGGUCAAUUAUGAAAUCAAAUGGAAAAAUGAAAUAUGAGAUUCUGAAAAGCUUUGCUUUUGAAAAAAUGAUCCAAAGAUAACAAAAAGAUAUAUUGUUAAAUCACUGCCCCAAAAUUUUAAUUCAUUUUGACGAAGGAUGUUAAGGAAAAAAGAUACUUAUGACAAUGUAAUGGUUCGAGCUAAAAAAAACAAUGGAUAUGCAUAUUAAAGGAAAAGGGAAUUUUUUUAAAUAUGAAAAAAAAUCAUUGUAGUGAGUGUAAAGGAUGGUCUUGUCCAAGAAAUAUUUUGAAUUUAUCAAUUAUGAAAAAAUAAUUAUGGAUAUUGAGAAAGUAAUAAUGUGCGCAUCAAUGUUAAAUAAUGUGCGCUAUAAAACAUGCAGAUAAAUUUAAUCAAUUUUAAUAAAAAAACAUAAAUCAACAUGAAAAAUGUUAAGGACAAUGAAUAGAUGAUCGGGAAAUGAGGUUUUUUGUGAAGGAUUUCGAGAAGAGACGAAAUAGUGUGUGUGUGUGUAAGGCAAAAACCAGCAGGAAAAUUGUUGAAUAAAAUUCACCAACAAAGUAAAUAAGUAUGAAAAUCACAUGUGUUGUAAUUAGAACAGAAUAUUAUUUAAUUAUAAAUUAAUUGACAUAUCGAUAUAAAAUUGCUCUUUUACAUUUUUAACCGGCUGCUCGCGUUUUGUGAUGUUUUUCGCGGAAAAUUUUUGCCACAUUUGCAACGUGCAAUUGAUGUACGUAAUUGUGAAUAAUUUAUUUAAUUACUGUCUGUCUCU